GUUCAUCGGUCAGUAGAAAAGAGUUUUAAUUUGAAGGCCACAUCCUCUGUCUUCCGGUCUCAUCCUUUCUAACUCUGACAGCUGGAGGCAUCUGUCCGCGCGCACCCAGCCAGCCAGACAAGACGCGCACCCUCUCUCCGGUCAUAUCCGCUGCCCACGGGCUAGAAGACUCCAAUUAGAAAAGCAGGAGCGAGUUACGCGCACUUACUGAACUUCACCUGUUUUGGUUUUUCUCUUCUUGGACCCCCACUCUGUCCUCUGUCACGAUUCCUCCCCAGAGCCGCUCCUCGGGUUUUUUAUCUUCCAUUGGUCCCCGAACGGCGCGGAGGAAGUGGUCCGUGGUGUUUCUGGUGACCGCCGUCGCGAUGGUUUUGUUAGUUCUCGCCAUCGCUGUCCCAUUACUGCUGAUCCGCACCUCUAAAACCACCGCUCAUUACUAUGAGAUGAUGGGCACUUGUCGGAUGGUUUGCGACCCGUACAGUCCCAAACCGGGAGGCGCCACGGCCAUGGAGGUGAUCCAGAACCUGAACGGGGCGGCUCCGCUGCCGCCGAUGGCGCAAGGGAGCCGCGGGGAGCCAGGGCGACCGGGUAAACCUGGACCCAGGGGCCCACCGGGCGAACCGGGACCCCCUGGCCCCAGGGGCCCACCGGGAGAGCGCGGCGACGUAAAACUAUCCUUCCCUGCGCUGACCGGAGGUGCGGGGGGUGACAACGGCGAGACAGAGGUAGCCAACGCCACUGCGAGCGGUUUCAGGAUCGCUUUCUACGUCGGUCUGAAAAAUCCGCACGAAGGAUAUGAGGUGUUAAAGUUUGACGACGUGAUUACAAACUUGGGGAACCAUUACGAUCCGAGCACCGGGAAGUUCACCUGCCAUGUGUCCGGGAUCUAUUUCUUCACUUAUCAUGUGCUGAUGCGAGGAGGAGACGGGACGAGCAUGUGGGCCGACCUGUGCAAGAACGGGCAGGUUCGAGCCAGUGCCAUAGCUCAGGAUGCAGACCAGAACUAUGACUACGCCAGCAACAGUGCUGUACUGCAUUUGGACUCUGGAGAUGAGAUCUACGUCAAGCUCGACGGCGGCAAAGCUCAUGGAGGAAAUAAUAACAAAUACAGCACCUUCUCUGGCUUUAUCUUAUACCCAGACUAAUCACGCUGCAGCACAUCCUUGGACAGUCACUGAAUAUAGUUUACAGUAAAGAAUAUGAUCAACUUGGUUUCUGUUCUUUUGAAUAGGUGCAACAUUAGUGGCUUUAUCUGCAACUUGUUGUUCUGUUACUUCAGUCAAAGAUCCUUUUUGUAUAUUUAUUUGAACUUAAGUUCACCUGGAGGUUGCUGUCAUUAGUGCGUGUGUGAUACCUUAGUGUAAAGAAACAAAUGCUCCAGAUAAUUUAGAGCAUCCCUGGGAGAAAAUAUUACCUGAGCUCCUUUCUGAAAUGCUAUGGAGGCAACAGGUCUGAAGACGUAAAGCUAACAACUGGAUGCUUACAGGCUGAGAGGGUCUUCUGAAGCCACAUGUGUGUUAAAAGUAUGCAGUAUUUCGAAGACAAUAUGAAGAAAUCAAGAUGUAAACUGAAGGUCGGAUAAGCAGUUUUCAGAGUAUAAAUUAGCCAGUAAUGUUUGCCCUUGUGGCCUGUCAAUAGCAGCAGUGAAAACAUUCAUGGCAAAAUCAAUCCAUUCAGUGAGUUCUGACCUUUCAGGGAGCUGGAGGGGGAAAAGAAGGAAGCUGUUGUCGUUUUAUUGUACUGUCCAGCUAUAUUUAACUUCCUCUAAUAGAUUAUGAGCAAAACUCAAAAAUCAUAGUUUGUGGAAAGUUAAAGGGGAUAUCUCAUGUUAAUUUCCAGUUACAUAUUUUAGUCUUGCAUUCAAGUAGAGUAGAUUUGCAUGAGUCACAGUUAAAACCAAUUCUUAUUUAUCAAAUAUUGGGCCUUAAUGCAGCCUCUCAGUUUAUCCUCUGUUUGAAAAAAAAUCACUUUACCUACUUUCCAACUCCCCUUAAGACACCUUUCUUCUGGUUUGUGUGCCUGUGAUGGUCAUAUUAGGAACAUCCUUUCUGUAGGAUAUCAUACCAAUCCAAGAAUAGAGCAAACUGGCAGAAAUAAAGCAUUUAGAGUAAUCUGAAGUCCAAAGUGUAAAUUUUGGCUCACUUGAACAAGUUUAGCACACUUACAACAAAAAAGUUAUUUUAUUGACUGAGCUUUCCCGCUAGCUAGCUAUAGCUAUCAGUUAGCACUCUCAGAAGUUUAUAAAUAUACUUUCCCUAAAUUCAUUAAAAUUCUUUGUUGAAUAAAAUUAUGCAUAACCACAAAAGAAUAUUACGUCCAUAAAAGGCAAAGGGCCCAGAUGAAAUAUAAAGAUUUUUUGACUGAGUUAUGCUAACACAUCCCUGGCUAGCUAGCAUAACUGUAGCUAGCCCACCAGAUAAAACAGUUUACCCAUACUUGUGUCUGUGAAGGUUCUCAGUCA
Molecule: messenger RNA, 2461 nt
Organism: Maylandia zebra (zebra mbuna)
Lineage: Eukaryota; Metazoa; Chordata; Actinopteri; Cichliformes; Cichlidae
Product: complement C1q-like protein 2
Molecular function (GO): protein binding
Source: RefSeq, a predicted model, not a curated record